CGCGGCCGGGCUGGCGGUAUAAAAGCGCAGGCCGGGGCAGCAGUCGGCACGUUCAACACGACGUCCCACCGCCAACAUGAUGUGGAAGGCCCUCCUGUUCGCCCUCCUCGUCGCUGCGGCUUCGGCCGAGCAGGGAUGGAAGUCCGGCACUGAGUACAAGUACCAGGUGCGCGGCCGCACCCUGACCGCCCUGCACCAGGUCGCCAACCAGUACUCUGGCGUCAUCAUGCGCGCCCAGCUCACCGUGCAGCCCAAGUCCGACAACCUCCUCGCCGCCAAGGUCUCCAACGCCGAGUACGCCAAGGUCCACCAGCAGAUGCCCGCCGGUUGGGGCACCCCCAUCCCCGACAGCAGGCUGAGUUUCCACUCCCUGCCUGUGGCCAGCAAGCCCUUCCAGAUCAAGCUCAAGAACGGCAUCGUCGACGAGCUCAUCAUCAGCAAGAGCGUGCCCACCUGGGAGGUGAACAUCAUCAAGUCCAUCGUGAGCCAGCUGCAGGUCGACACCAAGGCCGAGAACCUCAUCAGCUCUCGCAUCAACAACAAGCCUUCCCACAACUCCGUCAACGGUGUGUUCAAGACCAUGGAGGACGACAUCACCGGCGAGUGCGAGGUGAUGUACGACAUCAGCCCCCUGCCCCAGUACCAGCUGCAGAGCCGCCCCGAGCUCGCCCCCAUGCCCCAGCUCCGCGGCGACGGCCAGCUCAUCGACAUCGUCAAGACCAAGAACUUCAGCCACUGCGAGCAGCGCCCUGGCUACCACUUCGGCUUCAACGGCCAGACCGACGUCGAGCCCGCCUCUUCCAAGAUGGAGGACUUCUUCGCCCGCUCCUCCGUGAGCCGCGUUGUCAUCUCCGGCAGCCUGAGCCGCUACACCAUCCAGUCCUCCGUCACCACCAGCAAGAUCAUCAUGAGCCCCAUGCUCUACAACGCCCAGAAGGGCAUGGUCGUGUCCCGCAUGAACCUGACCCUCGCUUCCGUCAGCUCCUCCAGCAGCCACAUGGAGGCCCCCGCCAACCCCCGCAAGGUCAAGGACCUCGUCUACGACUACAACGACCCCUUCUCCGCCUCCAAGAACGCCGAGCUCAGCGACGAGUCCUCCAGCAGCUCCUCCAGCUCCUCCAGCUCUUCCUCCAGCGAGGAGAGCAAGGCCCACGGCAACCACAAGCGCAACGCCGCUGACUCUUCCAGCUCCAGCUCCUCCAGCUCCAGGUCCUCCAACUCCUGCUCCUGCGACUCUGACUCUUCCAGCUCCGGCUCCGGCAGCUCCAGCUCUUCCAGCUCUUCCAGCUCCAGCUCCGACUCUUGCUCCUGCGACUCCAGCGAGGAGAGCCCCCGCAUGAAGAGCGCCGCCGCCAAGCGUUUCCGCCGCUCUCUGAAGGACGCUAACCAGAAGAACUCCGCCAGCUCCAGCAGCUCUUCCAGCUCCAGCUCUUCCAGCUCCAGCUCUUCCUCCAGCAGCGACUCUUCCAGCUCUUCCAGCUCCAGCAGCGAGAGCAACGAGUCCAACCCCCGCAAGAUCCGCAGCAACAACCGCAACAACACCAACGACUCCAGCUCUUCCAGCUCCAGCUCUUCCAGCUCCAGCUCUUCCAGCUCUUCCAGCUCCUCCAGCUCCUCCAGCUCUUCCAGCAGCGACUCUGACAGCUCCUCCUCCAGCUCUAGCUCCAGCACCAGCUCCAGCGAGGAGUGGUUCCAGGACAUGCCCAAGCUGAACCAGGCCCCCAAGAACCCCAUGCUUCCCUACUUCGUCGGCUACAUGGGCUCCUCCAUCCAGGCCUCCAGCCAGGUCAACGCCGUCCACGCCGUCCAGAAGCUCGCCCAGCAGAUCGGCCACGAGCUCCAGAACCCCAGCCAGAUCCCCGAGAAGGCCACCCUCGCCAAGUUCAGCAUCCUGGCCCGCCUGAUCCGCACCAUGGACGCCAAGCAGCUUGAGCAGGCUUCCCACGAGCUGUACACCUCCUCCUCCAGCAAGAGCGCCAGCCAGAGCCAGAGCGCCACCGAGAAGGUCGCCGCCUGGAAGGCCUUCCGCGACGCCGUCGCCCAGGCCGGCACCGGCCCCGCCUUCCUGCUCAUCAAGGACUGGAUCAUGAACCACAAGGUCCAGGGUGAGGAGGCCGCCGAGAUCAUCGCCGCCCUGCCCACCGCCGCCCGCGUGCCCACCAAGCAGUACAUGGACGCCUUCUUCGACCUGAUCAAGAAGUCCGAGGUCCAGCGCCAGCAGUUCCUCAACGUCUCCGCCGUCCUGUCCUUCACCAACCUGGUCCGCAAGGCCCAGGUCGACAACGCCACCGCCCACAACCGUUACCCCACCCACGCCUUCGGCCGCCUCAACCCCAAGAAGGCUGCCGCCGUCGCCCGCGACUACAUCCCCUACCUGGCCCAGCAGCUCAAGAGCGCCGUCCAGAACGAGGACAGCCACAAGAUCCAGGUCUACACCCGCGCCCUCGGCAACACCGCCCACCCUAAGAUCCUCUCCGUCUUCGAGCCCUACCUCGAGGGCCAGAAGACCGUGACCGAGUUCCAGCGCCUCCACAUGGUGGUCGCCCUCAACAAGCUCGCCAAAGUCUACCCUAAGAUUGCCCGCCCCGUGCUCUUCCGCCUUUACCAGAACACUGGCGAGGCCCACGAGAUCCGCUGCAUCGCCGUCUACCUGCUGAUGAAGACCAACCCCCCCGCCAGCAUGCUACAGCGCAUGGCCGAGUUCACUAACCAGGACCCCAGCAACGAGGUCCGCUCCAUCGUCAAGUCCGCCAUCGAGUCCGCCGCCUACAAGACCAACGCCAACAUGAACCAGGAGCUCUCUGAGAACGCCAACGCCGCCGUCGACAUGCUGAACGCCACCCAGUGGGGCGCCCAGUACUCCAAGGCCCAGUUCUGGAGUGAGGACAUGCAGGGCGACAUGCAGCUGGCUUACCAGGCCGCUCUCGCCACCAUCGGCAGCGAGGACUCCAACAUCCCCGCCACCGCCUUCCUCAACUCCGGCAUCUCCCUCGGCGGUUUCCGCUACAAGUACCUGAGCGCCGGUGCCAUGGCCUCCAGCGUCGACGACCUGCUCCGCCUGUUCGCCAACCAGUGGCAGUCCAGCCAGUCCCAGCACAAGCACCACGGCAAGCGCGCCGCCUCCAACUCUAACAACGAGUGGUCCACCGAGAAGAUCGCCAACCUCCUCAACAUCCAGCCUGACCAGGCCGCCCAGGUCGAGGCCAACGUCCUCAUCAACCUCCUCGGCCAGCAGCGCUUCUUCGCCAUCGACAACCACACCGUCGAGCAGCUUCCCCAGUUCGUCCAGAAGGCCGCCAGCAACCUCCGCUCCGGCGAGAACUUCAACUACACCAAGCUGUACAACAAGAUCUCCGUGACCAUGGGCUUCCCCACCGCCAUGGGUCUGCCCUUCGUGUACCAGCUCAAGAACCCCUCCCUGCUGUCCAUCGGCGGCGAGGCCCGCGUCCGCACCCAGCCCGACCUCUCCAACGGCCCCAAGGACGCCAUCCGCAUGCCCGAGACCGUCAACGCCUCCGCCGACAUCCAGUUCGUCUACUCCACCAAGCUGCAGUCCAAGAUGGGCUUCAUCACCCCCUUCGACCACACCAGCUACUCCGCCGGCCUGGACAAGGACCUGCAGGUGAACCUGCCCAUCCGCGCCAACAUGGACUUGGACCUCGUCAACGCUGAGGUGCGCGUCAAGCUGCAGCCCAUCGAGGCCAACAAGAAGGCCCAGGUCUUCCUCGCCGCCAGCCGCCCCUACACCGCCCAGCACAACAUCCUGGACCUGACCCCCGCCAACCAGAAGCCCAUCCAGCUGCGCAAGCCCCAGCAGGCCAACUUCACCGUCGGCCAGGACAUGACCGGCAUGGCCUUCCGCGUGGACGCCGCCACCGAGUCCGACUUCGCCGACUUCGCCGAGAUGUACCAGAACGUCCAGCACCGCGGCGUCAUCGCCUCCCUGCUCGUCCCCUCCGCCGAGGAGACCAUCAAGGCCUACGAGAUGUCCCUGUCCUACGAGCCCCAGAAGUCCACCGCCCACUCCGUCACCCUGACCGCCUCCUACGACAACAACGAGGACGACGAGAGCUCCGCCGAGUACGACGACGCUUCCUACGAGCAGCGCAAGAGCAAGUCCCCCAAGAAGGCCAAGCGCUCCCACGGCAACUCCGACAGCAACGAGAGCGACUCCAACGAGUCCAUCUCCGAGUUCGAGAAGACCUCUGCCUCCGCCAGCCAGAACCUCGCUAACCCCUCCAGCACCUCCGCCAACAGCCAGAGCCGCCAGCAGCAGUUCCUGCGCCGCGCCGCCGCCGGCAUCAAGAGCGCCUCCGCCUCCGUCGUCGACCUGUCCGCCCAGUUCAACGGCCAGACCAAGGCCCACUUCAUCGCCACCGCCGCCGUCGCCAACUCCCCCGUCGACGACAAGUCCCGUGUGCUCGUCUUCCUGCGCCGCGACCCCGCCCACGCCAAGGAGCAGCAGCUCGCCUUCGCCGCCACCUCCAAGAUGCCCAACGUGCCCGUCAUCAACUACCUGAAGGCCCUCCAGGCUGAGCCCAACAGCGCCUUCCAGGCCCAGCUCAACUUCGGCGAGAAGCUCGACUCCUCCGCCGCCCAGGUCGCCGUCAACGGCCAGAUGAAGCAGACCUCCGCCCGUCGUGAGUUCGUCCGCCGCCAGCCCAUCAACCAGCUGUGCGAGCAGCAGAUGGAGAAGGGCAACUUCGCCCUGCCCGCCUGCCAGAACGCCACCCUCCAGGCCAACCGCCUGGACCAGUUCAAGGUCAACGUCCACUUCGAGAAGGUCUCCGACUACGUCAAGAACGCCACCUACAAGGCCUACUCCGCCGCCCGCUACUUCGGCUGGCAGUACAACUCCGAGAACUUCAUCAACCCCAAGAACGCCCACUCCAACCAGGUCCAGCUUGAGCUCCGCUUCGCCCCCAACAUGAAGUCCGCCAACCUGUCCAUCGACGCCCCUAACAUGAGCGCCGAGUUCGACAACGUCCGCGUCAACUACUGGGUCGCCCGCGCCGCCGCCCUGCACCCCAUGUACACUCCCUUCGAGCUUGUCGCCCAGAAGGCCAUGCAGGACCAGUACAACCCUACCUGCACCGUCGACAAGUCCGCCGCCUCCACCUUCGACAACCGCACCUACCCCCUGAACCUCGGCAACAACUGGCACGUCAUGAUGCAGUCCGUCCCCCAGGACUCUGACUCCAGCAGCUCUAGCCAGGAGGACGCCACCAACUACGUGAGCGUGCUCGUCCGCGACGCCAGCUCCCACGACAAGAAGGAGGUCAAGAUCGUCCUCGGCGACGACCUCGUCGAGAUGACCCCCUCCGGCAGCAGCAACGGCGCCAACGUCAAGGUCAACGGCCGCACCAUCCGCCUGUCCAGCCGCAACGUCACCGAGGUCCUCAGCCAGAACGGCGACGUCCUGGCCAAGUUCUACGCCCUUCCCGACGCCGUCAAGAUGUUCGCCCCCGAGCACGAGAUCGAGAUCCUGUACGACGGUGCCCGCGUCAUCCUGUCCGCCUCCCAGAGCUACCGCGGUGAGGUCCGCGGCCUGUGCGGCACCUUCACCAGCGAGACCGCCUCCGACUUCACCACCCCCGCCAACUGCAUCCUGCGCAAGGCCGAGCAGUUCGCCGCCACCUGGGCCGUCAACCCCACCGGCGCCGUCCGUGAGCAGCAGCAGAAGGCCCAGCAGGCCGCCUGCUUCCGCAAGGCCGUCCUCAUCGGCGACGCCGUCAGCGACGCCGAGGCCGGCCGCUACCAGGCCAAGCCCCGCUCCAACAAGCAGUCCAACAAGAAGCACUCCAGCAGCAGCAAGCGCGCCAGCGGCCGCCAGACUCCCGGUGACUGCUCCACCCGCCGCGUUCAGGUCGUCGAGCACGCCGGCCAGAUCUGCUUCUCCCUGAAGCCCCAGCCCGCCUGCAACGCCAAGUGCAACCCCACCCAGAAGUUCGAGAAGCAGAUCGACUUCCACUGCAUCGCCGACUCCAGCGCCGCCCGCCACUGGGCUGACAUGAUCAAGAAGGGCGCCAGCCCCGACUUCUCCCAGAAGGUCGCCAGCAAGUCCCUCAAGGUCUCCAUCCCCGAGUCCUGCCAGCGUGCUUGAAAAGGGACCUUGUGUGAUGAGUAACAGCUCAUUAAAUCAGAAGCAUUAAUCUGGG
Thrips palmi is the source of this 6158-nucleotide messenger RNA. RefSeq names its product vitellogenin-1-like. Gene Ontology annotation, molecular function: lipid carrier activity. Gene Ontology annotation, biological process: lipid transport. Lineage: Eukaryota; Metazoa; Arthropoda; Insecta; Thysanoptera; Thripidae. The coding region runs from base 77 to 6103 and encodes 2008 amino acids. The transcript is spliced from 5 exons. The record is from RefSeq and is a predicted model, not a curated record.